Messenger RNA from Aspergillus novofumigatus IBT 16806, 935 nucleotides. RefSeq lists its product as uncharacterized. The coding region runs from base 18 to 905 and encodes 295 amino acids. Lineage: Eukaryota; Fungi; Ascomycota; Eurotiomycetes; Eurotiales; Aspergillaceae. Gene Ontology annotation, cellular component: mitochondrion. The record is from RefSeq and is a predicted model, not a curated record. The transcript is spliced from 2 exons. Gene Ontology annotation, molecular function: nucleic acid binding.
CGUCGGCAUGACUUGAUAUGAAUCGGAUCCAAUUUCUCACCAGACUCCUCCGGCGCAAUUUCUCAGCCAGUCCAAUCCAUCACCAGCUCGACGCCUUCACUCGCCGACUUUUCAAGCUCCCUUCUCCUCCCCCUCGCCAGCGGACCUCUCUCCCACCGACAAGCACAACCUACAUAGGCACACACUACGAAUACACCGUCCAGCAAACCCUCCGGCGCUUCGCCUUCUCCCUCCACCGAGUCGGCGGGCGCGACGAUGCAGGCAUCGAUCUCAUAGGCACCUGGCACCUCCCGCAACACGAACACCCGCUGCGCGUCUUCGUGCAAUGCAAGUCCCUCAAGACAAAGCUGGGGCCGAAUCUCGUCCGGGAGCUCGAAGGAACGUUCCGCCAGUCGCCAGUUGGGUGGCGCACAGGGUCGAAGAUUGGGGUUCUGGUUGGCCCUCGUGAGGCGACGAAGGGCGUUCGGGAUGCGAUGGCGCGAAGUGCGUAUCCGCUUCUGUGGAUGAUGGUUGAGCGGGACGGGGAGCUGCAGCAGGCGCUGUGGAAUGGUUGCGCUGAGCAGCUGGGUUUGGGGGCGUUGGGAGUGGAGAUGGUGUAUGGGGUUGCGUCGGGCAGGAGGAUCAGUUUGACCUGGGAUGGGUCUGAAUUGCCUUCUAUGGAUCAGGUUGAGGAAUUGAUGAUGCAGCGGCAGGAUGAGUGGCUACGACUGUGGGAUGCGGAUUCUGAGGCGUCUGGGCCGCGUAGAGGAGAAUUGUUGGAUCUUGUACAGCAGCUGUAUCCUGAUGAAAAGCCGCUCUUGUUAGGAGCUGAUACGUGCACUACUUUGACCGAGGCCGAGAGGACCAAGGUCCUGCAGCAGCUGCGCAACAGGCUACAGACGCCUGCGGAGAACAGUGGAAGUUGAGCAUGAUCUCAUCAGCUCGACUGUACCUAG